GCAUAAUUAAAAACAAACCCCAUCAAGGUAGGAGAUGCUCUACACCAUUAAUGGAGGAAGUGAGAUUCUGUGGAAACCUGAGGAUUUGGAGAUAUUUCUACAACCAAACCUCCAAACAGUGUCAACAGUUCAUGUGGGAUGGUUGUCUUCGUGAUGGUGUCCAUGCUACACGCAUCGCCUGCGCUAGGAGGUGUAACCGCGGUGAGCAACCAGGAAUUUGCGCCGAUCACGCGGCCGGCACCUGCACCACAUACCGUCCCAGUUCGGAGUAUUACCCAAAGAAGAGCUUCUUCUACAAUAUAACAUCCCAAAGAUGUGAAGAAUAUCAAGUGUGCAUGUCUCUUGGAUAUAUCCUACACCAAAACUCAUUUGCAGCAAGAACGCUGUGCAUUUUGCAUUGCCGUGGCUUCGCGCGGUACGGCAUCGCUGGGAGUAAAGCUGAAUAGCAAUAACCAUCAUCCCAUAUUCUAUCAAUGGAAAAAUAAGAUCAAAAGUCUCUCCUGGAUGGAUAUGGACUUAUUCUUCCGUAAGGAGGGAAGUUAUAUCGAAUAUGUUGAUGCGGUUAUUAUUAGCCGCCGGACCAUACCUUGGAAUAUAUAAAUAUAGCACUGCAAAUAGGCAUUUUAUAUUCUUUUGUGUCUGUCGCAAUGUCAAAACACGUCGGAAUGGACGCAUAUAUAAAAUGAAUAUAAAAAUGAAAAUAAGC
Dermacentor silvarum is the source of this 706-nucleotide messenger RNA. RefSeq lists its product as uncharacterized. Bases 51 to 446 code for a protein of 131 amino acids. Gene Ontology annotation, molecular function: serine-type endopeptidase inhibitor activity. The record is from RefSeq and is a predicted model, not a curated record. The transcript is spliced from 4 exons. NCBI's taxonomy places the organism in Eukaryota, Metazoa, Arthropoda, Arachnida, Ixodida, Ixodidae.